AUGAAUCUAAGCUUCCUCUUCUUCUGGACAACCAAGACAGCAGAAGACAAUGCCUGGCACCCUGUACCCGGUCAAAACCCAACCAAAUACGUCGGAAAUCUGCCACCAUUGAUUAAAAGACAAGAUCUCGAAGCAGCAUGCGUUGAUAUAGCGCCGUUUGUCGCCGGAGCAGGUGCCCUAGCUUACAUACGACAACUGAACGACUUUGGCUUCACAGCUUCGGCAAAUGUCUUCCAAAACCCCAGGACAUUGAUGGCUAUGCAUAGAUCAACCUUGAUCGUUACACCGGUUGUACUUCUGUGUCAAGCGUUCGGCGUCGAGUACAGGCGUUUCAUCCCACGGUGGAGUCAGACACGCGAGCGUGGUCGAGACGAAGAGAUGGUGCGUCAGCAAGUUGGGUUUGGCAUGCUUGCUGGUGUGGCGAUUUGGACGCUACGCAUAUAUGCCUUACGUCGAGGUAGAACCUAUUGGGCUCCCAUCGAUGUUGUCAUGGGCGGUGCACUAGCGGAUGUCAUGCAUAGAGAGUAUGUGAGGGCUCACGGGUAUUGA
This is a messenger RNA of Aureobasidium musti, 549 nucleotides long. The record is from the annotation of a GenBank genome assembly. Lineage: Eukaryota; Fungi; Ascomycota; Dothideomycetes; Dothideales; Saccotheciaceae.